Messenger RNA from Phragmites australis (common reed), 913 nucleotides. Its product is annotated as probable glutathione S-transferase GSTU6. Gene Ontology annotation, cellular component: cytoplasm. The record is from RefSeq and is a predicted model, not a curated record. The transcript is spliced from 2 exons. Gene Ontology annotation, molecular function: glutathione transferase activity. The coding region runs from base 5 to 736 and encodes 243 amino acids. Gene Ontology annotation, biological process: glutathione metabolic process. NCBI's taxonomy places the organism in Eukaryota, Viridiplantae, Streptophyta, Magnoliopsida, Poales, Poaceae.
CAAAAUGGCAGGCCAAGGCGAUGAAUUGAAGCUGCUCGGCAUGUUCGCGAGCCCGUUCGUGCUGCGAGCGAAGCUCGCUCUCAGCUUCAAGGGCCUGAGCUAUGAGUACCUCGAGGAGAAGGACCUCCACAACAACAAGAGCGAGCUUCUUCUCAAGUCCAACCCGGUGCACAAGAAAGUGCCAGUUCUCAUCCAUAAUGGCAAGCCCGUCUGCGAGUCCAUGAUCAUCGUGCAGUACAUCGACGAGGCGUUUGCCGGUGUCGGCCCCUCCCUCCUUCCCUCUGAACCGCACGAACGUGCCAUCGCUCGCUUCUGGGCCGCCUACAUUGAUGAGAAGCUGUUCAUCUCGUGGAUGAUGGUGUUCAGGGGCAAGACGGACGAGGAGAAGGCGGAAGGGACGAAACAGUCUUUCGCCGUGGCGGCCAACCUGGAGGGAGCUUUGAGGGAGUGCUCCAAGGGAAAGCCCUUCUUCGGCGGCGACGGUGUCGGGUACGUUGACGUCGCGCUGGGAGGCUUCGUCGCGUGGGUGCACGCCGUCGAGAAGCUGUAUGGUCUGAAGCUGUUCGACGCCGCCAAGACCCCGCUCCUGGCGGCGUGGCUGGAGCGCUUCGGCGCACUCGACGCGGCCAAGGCGGUCAUGCCGGACGUCGGGAAGCUCGUCGAGCUCGCCAAGAUGAGGCAAGCCCAAGCUGCUGCUGCUGGUGGUGCGGCCGCCGCCGCGGCCCAAGGCAAUUGAAGUAGCUGAACCACACUUGCGCUUUGGGCUCAACUGUCGGUGCGCAAAAUAAACAAAGAUGUCCGCUUUGCUUCGUACAAUUUGCGAUUGAUGUUUCGUGUUUCGUUUGAUGCAUCAGGUGUAGCAUGCUCAAUAAAUAAUCGUGUAACCUUUUUUGUGAUGAAAUAUGUGUGCAAU